ACUGAGGCCAAGCCGGCUCCCCGCCCACCUGUUGCUCCCAGCCUCCCCUCCCAGCGCACACAGACUCCAGUCCGCCUCCUUUGCUGGGAUUUGUGCUGAGCUCUGCAGCCCGCAGCAAUGUGGCCUGCGCUUGUCCUCGGCCUCUGCCUGCUGGCCUUGGGGCUGCUGGGCGCCCGGCUCUUCGGCCGGCCGGGGAACCCCUUUGCCGGGGGCCCCCUGCAGCCCCCCAGGCCGCUGGUCACGGAUCAGAAGGUCAGGGACAAGGUCCUGAAGCAGGGUUUCGCCCUGGAGAAGGUGCCGCCCGACCUGGACGCCAUCGUGAUCGGCAGCGGGAUCGGAGGCCUGGCCGCGGCGGCUGCCUUGGCAAAGGCCGGCAAGCGGGUCCUGGUGCUGGAGCAGCACGACCAGGCGGGGGGAUGCUGCCACACCUUCCAGGAGAAAGGCUUUGAGUUUGACGUGGGCAUCCACUACGUGGGUCAGAUGCACCCGAUGGGCAUGCUGCGGGUGGCUUUCGACCAGCUCACGGAUGGGCAGCUGGAGUGGGUGCGGCUGGAGGACCCCUAUGACUGCGUGACGGUAGGGGACCGGGACUACCACUUGCGCUCGGGGAAACGGACCUUUGCGGAGGAGCUGGAGAAGCAGUUCCCGGCGGAGAAGGAGGCCAUCCGGGAGUUCAUGAGGCUGUCCAAGGUGGCGGCGACACGGGUGCCCCUCAUCGCCGUGCUCAAGAUGAUCCCCCUCUGGCUGGCCACGCUGCUGAUCCGCACGGGCCUCGUUCACUGGGUCUCCCCCGUCUUCAAGAUGGCGGACACCAGCCACAGCCAGGUCGUGGAGCGGCUGACGGCCAACAAGGACCUGCAGGUGGUCCUCAGCUACUUCUUCUACGGCGUUCCCCCCCGGGACUCCAGCUUCCUCAUCAACGCCCUCAUGGUGCACCACUACAAGCGCGGCGCCUGGUAUCCACGUGGGGGCGCCAGCGAGAUCGCCUUCCACGCCAUCCCGGUGAUCCAGCGGGCUGGAGGUGCUGUGCUGGUGAGAGCCCGCGUGGGGAGAAUCCUGCUGUCCGAGGGCGGCGCGGCUGUGGGAGUGACGGUGCAGAAGCGGGGCCAGGAGGAGAAGGUUUAUGCCCCCGUAGUGAUCUCGGACGCUGGGAUAUUCAACACCUUUGGGACGCUGCUGCCCCCCGAGAUCAGGAGCAAAGCAGGGAUCCAGUCUGUGCUCGGCAUGGUACAGCACGGCAUGGGCUCCUUCCUGGUCUUCGUGGGCCUCCAGGGGACCGCCGAGGAGCUGGGCAUCAAAUCCACCAACUACUGGAUCUACCUGCACAACGAUCUGGACGAGAUGAUGACCCGCUACGCUGCCCUCAGCAGGGAGGAGGUCAGUGAGAACGUGCCCAUGAUGUUCAUCACCUUCCCAUCAGCCAAGGACCCCACGUACCAGCAGAGGCACCCAGGCCGGUCCUGCAUGACCAUCCUGACCAUGGCUCGCUACGAGUGGUUCGAAGAGUGGUCAGGGGCUGGUGUGAAGAACAGAGGGGAAGACUACCACACCUACAAGAUGGAGAUCGCCCAGCGGCUGCUGGACAUGGCCUUGGAGAGGUUCCCUCAGCUCCGUGGCAAGGUGGAGUUCUUGGAGGCGGCCUCCCCUCUCACCAACCAGCACUACCUGGGGGCGCCCCGCGGGGAGAUGUACGGGGCCGAGCACCACGUGAGCCGCUUCGCGCCGGCCGUCGUGGCCACCAUGCGGGCGGAGACGCCCGUCCGGAACCUCUACCUCACGGGGCAGGACGUCUUCAGCUGCGGCCUGGCCGGGGCCUUGCACGGCGGCCUCAUCUGCGCCUCCGCUGUCCUCAACCGCAUCCUCUACGUGGACCUGCUGCUCCUGAAGAAGAGACUCAAGAGAGAGCGCGGCAAGAAAGCAGCCUAGGGGCCCGGCGGGUGGACCCCAUCCCUGCUCACGUGACCCAUGGACUAGCUGCCCCACCUCCGGCCUUUUGGUGCUCAGCCUCGCCGUGCCCCAGCGCUUUCCCUGGGGCCGGGAACGUGCCGGAGAAGGAAGAUCAGAGCCUCGUCUACACACACGUUCUCACCCCUAAACCCGCUUCUCCAUCCCCAGUCUGGGAUUCCCCCCCGGCCGCUGGCUCUGUGGAUCGGUCUACACGGCAGUUAGACCCCGGCGGCUGGCCCGUGCCAGCUGAUUCAGUCUCACGGGGCUUGGGCUAAGGGGCUGCUUCAUUGUGGGGUGGACAUUUGGGCACGGACUGGGGCCUGGGUCCUAGGACCUUGUGCGGUGGGAGGGGCCCAGAGCUCGGGCGGCAGCCCAGGCCUGAACAUCUGUGUCUCCCACUGCUGGGCCAUUGCCCUGGAGUGAGGAGACAAAACCCAGCCUGGCUUUCGGCCUAUGACAGCCCAGACCGGUGAGGGGCUGUGCCACCCCUGCCCUGCUGCCUUGGGUGCAUUGCAAUCACCACCCUGAGUGUCUGAGUAAAGCCACAGCCCUGGUCCAGCAGCUCUGAGGCCAGCCCUCGCCAGUCACACUCUGGCUACACCAGCCUGGGUUACCACGCGCCGGGUGGCCUCAGCACAUUCCCGGUCCCCGAUUCCCCCCCAAAACGUGCGUUCUGCACGUUCCAGCCCUCGCCUGCACAGUCCAGAUAGAUCUGGUCCGUUGCCCCUCUGAGUGGCUCAGUAUACAACCGUUUGCCACCUUCAAACAGUUCACAACCCUGGAUUCGUUUGGAUUAAAGAAUCAAUAAGUGUA
Molecule: messenger RNA, 2760 nt
Organism: Malaclemys terrapin pileata
Lineage: Eukaryota; Metazoa; Chordata; Testudines; Emydidae
Product: all-trans-retinol 13,14-reductase-like
Exons: 11
Coding region: 118-1926 (602 amino acids)
Source: RefSeq, a predicted model, not a curated record